GAAAUUGAGCACAUCGACUCACAGUUUCCAGCAGUCGUUCAGUUUUCUCUUGCUGAUCCACUGCUGAAUAAUGAAGCUGCUCGCUCUCUUCGUAUGUGUGGCCUUCCUGUACGGUGUCUCCUCGGAGACAUCAGACUUGGGCGACGGUGCGACAGUGGUGGCUGCUGACGAUGCAACCGACGACCGCGCAGUGGCCGUAGAAUCCGAUGACUUUACCGAGGAUGACGACACAGCAGAAAUGGACGACGAAGCCGACUUGGAGUGGGAUGACGAUCAGGAUGACGAUCAGACAGACGACGAUUUGGACGAGGAGCCUGCGUUUCCCUUGAUGUAUGAAGACCAAGACACUGACGCUUUGGAAACGGCCACUAGUCCCGAUCCCGAAGUUGAGGGACACGGUCGUUUCAAAUGUCGCGGACGCCGGUGUUGUUUGUCUAGGAGGAGAUUCCACGUCUGCGUAAGGGCAUCUUACCGACAAGGCAAAAUAAGAUAUAAAGCUACCAUCAAUAAGAAGCAUGUUGUCAGGAAGUCCUUCAAAGUGGGCGCCAACCAAUCGAUGCGCUGCAUUAAAAUCAGACGAGGUUGGUCAAUAUUCAGGAGGCGCAGGAGAGUCUGCGUGGGCCUAACCAGUAUCAGAGUCCUUGGCAAAGGAAGUUGCAUUCGGCACAUCUCGGCUCGCGUCAAGGUCCAAGUCAAGGGGCCGCGGGGUUUCACCAGGAAGUCCAAACGAAUCAGACUUUACCGCCGCCGCUAGAUUCACCACAUCGCUCUUCUGAUGCUUUAGAAUUAUAAUCGGUUCCGUCGUGGGGGUAAAACGUCUACGUUACAAUUACUUGAAUGGAAUUUUAAGGUAAAUCUACGCGAAUCUUGGUACAAAAUAGUCGAGGCUUGUCACACAAAACUAAAUAUUUACAGGCAACUUUGAGAUAUUCUGUUAUCUUCUGGUCUUAAAAACGAAACCAAAUCACUGAAAACUUCGAAACAUUAGUUAGCAAUUUUUUUUCUGAUAAUGUAGUCUUAUUCGUCGCUAGUCCCAUUAUGCUUUGUGUUUUUGCAUGUAGAAGACCAAAUUAAAUUUUCAAUGCAAAACUUUGUAGUCCCUGGUGCCUAAGCCCAAAUAGUCCAUAAAAUAAUAUAGAAUCCAAAAAUUAUCCCUCUAAAGUCCCCCUUAGGCCAAAAGAAAGUCUCAGGUUUGUGGUCAGCGCGCGCGUCGCCUUAGACCUUCUUAUCGCCAAAAGAAAAAAGGUUUUUGGUAUAUACGAUGUCCAAAAGCUGCCAAACUUGCCUGGUCGACUAGAAUUCUGCUACAACGUAAUUUUAAGGUGUUUUUGAUGGGUACGGUGGAGUAAUACGUACAGUAAAGGAGUCCCUCCUGGCCCCCAUUUCUGUAUUAUACUUGGACAUCUGAGAACCAGACAAACAAGGUGGUCUUAUAUCCUGUGUACAUCUUCAAACUAGAAACGCCUUCAAACAGUAAAUAGUGAGUGGCCAGUCUAUUUCAGUGUUGGUAGUGGUGGUACGUACGUACUAGCUUAUUUGCGAGUAUCAUUUUCUAGUGAAAAAAUUCAGACCGCAAAAAAGAAAAAAGCGGCGUCGUCGCAUCAGCCCCUGACCAGAAAGCGGAGACCCUUCCAUAAACCGUCAAUUCAAAAUUUCUAUGAAAAUAAAGAUUUCGGUAUACGUGACGUCUAAAUGCACUAAAAACUCCAGAUUUUCUGAGAUUGGCAUUGGUCACUUCGUGACGCCCGCGACAAAUUGAUGACAUACAUUUAUCAGCUACCUUGUCAAGUCUUCUGCAGUGUUACAUAGUCUCUGUUAUGGUAGAGGUUAAUGAAUUUUAAAGGAUAUUACGUUUCUCUUUCGGUUUCUUUAAAUCUCUACCCCUCCAUACCCGACCCUAAUUUAAUCUAAAAUUCGGACAUAAUUACUUUGAAAAAAGAGAGCUAAUGUUGACUUCUUUAUAGACAAACGUCAAAUUUGGAUAUGCACAAGUCAAAAUUAUUGAUGACUGUAGUCUCGCCACACUGACGAUAUUAUUUUCACGCACCCUAUUGCAUGAGUUGGGUGAAAUGUGAUGAAUUGGGUAGAUUUCGAUGUAGUGGUAUUUUCCAGCUUUUGUGGGUAAAGUGAAGCUUUGGAAAACAGGGAAAUGAUGUUAUCCGUGAAUAGAUUUAAGCCAAUAUUAUUGAGAUUAUCAUCCCCAGCUUAACAGUCAAUAAUACUUGCAACUGCAUUUGUUUAUGAGAGCAUUA
Molecule: messenger RNA, 2252 nt
Organism: Acanthaster planci (crown-of-thorns starfish)
Lineage: Eukaryota; Metazoa; Echinodermata; Asteroidea; Valvatida; Acanthasteridae
Source: RefSeq, a predicted model, not a curated record